AUGCCUCCAAUACCAGAUUUAGAAUUGAUGUCAAAUAGAGAAUUAGUAGAACUGUUAAAAGAAUAUGGUAUAAGUAGUGGGCCAAUAGUUGGCUCAACAAGAAAGAUUUAUGAAAAGAAGCUGUUACAGAAAUUAACUGGUGAAGAAAUAAAGUCUCAAUAUGCUCCAGCCCCCCAUGAUGAUAGUGAAGAGGACGUUCCACCCAGUCCAGCAUAUAAAGAUCUAUCUGAUAGUAGAUCUCAACCAAGAAAAAGAGGAUUUAGAAGUGGAACUCCAGAAAAUGUGGAACCUUUAAAUGAAUCUUAUAGAAGAUCACCAAGAUUAAAUAAAAAACCAAUGAAAUUUACCAGUACCCCAAUCCAGAAACCAGGCAAUACAGACCAGGACUCUUCCAAAAAUUCAUCAUCUUCUGGAGGAAUUCCUUUAUGGAUUAAAAUAGUACUCAUCCUUAUAGCUAUUGUAAUCGGCUACCUUGUGUUGCAGAAUAUGGAAAUAUCAGUUGAUAAUAAUAUACCACGGGGAAUUGAGGCUGAAGUUUGAAGAAUUUCCUUUUAAUUUAAAAAGGGUGAAGGCUAAGAACUCAAUAAGCUUCAUCUCAGGUUGUGGUAGACUUUGUAUGUAGAAUCUGUCCAUAUAUUUGUCACUAUUUACAGCUACACAAAGCAUCACAAUUUAAUUAAAAUACAGUUCUGAACAAUUUUGGGUUUGGUUGGUUGAUAUUUUAUUUUUCUUUUGAAUCUAAAUUUUGCAUAAUUUGCUUUUGUGCUUUUUUUCCAUGAUUUAAAUAUACAGGGUUGCCAUACGUUUGACAAAUUUUACCUUAGUCUCAUAAAAAAAAUUUCUGAGCUAAUCAGUAAUAGUGUUCACAGCUCAAUUUGAGCCUUCGAAUCCAUGUGUGGACAGAAUUAUCUGUGUUUCAAAGUUAAAAAUAUGACUCGUCUUUUCUGGAGACUCAUAUUGUGUAUUUUGAAGAAAUUAUGCAAUUUUUGUACAUUUCUAGAACUUUUGAAGACUAUUUAGGUCUGUUCAAGACGCAAAUCAACCCCACAAAAUGGCAAACCUGUCCCUUUUUUUGGGGCUUAUUGUAAUAUUUAGUGCUCUACAUCUUUCAGUACAAUUUAAUGAAUGUGAAAUGUAGAAUGUAUUUUAAUUAAUGAGUUAUUAUAAUUAUGACCCAUUAUAUUUCUAAAAGGUUUGUUAACAUUGUGCUCUGCAUCUUCUUGUUCUUUAUCACAUAGUGUAUGCUUCUAGCUUUUCAAGAUAAUAUGUCAUCAGCAAGAAAUUUCUUAGUGUACUGCAGAUUCACAAAUAUAUAUUAAAUCAUGUCUUGUGAAUGUAUCUUUUGGCACUGUUAUAUAGAAUGUUGAAGAGUGCAAUGUUCAUUUAAGAACUGUCAGGUUCUAUAACAGGGGUUAACGGUUAACCUUUUUCUUUCUAUUACCCCUCUCCUUGAUCUAUUGCAUUACCACCCUUUCCCUAUAAAUCCUUACAAUUUUUGUGUGAUUUCUCUUUUGUUUUCCCUUAAUGUCGCAGAAUACUACCUGACUGAAUAGAGCGUCUUAUUAUCUCCUUGUUUAAAACCCCUGUUCUAUUAUGUACUUCAAAGACAUCAUCUAAUUGUUAAUGUAUAACAAACACUAUGAUAUUCAGCGUUAUAUCAACUUUACCAUUUAUGUUCCUUAAAUACAUUAAUACUGUUCCAAAUAUGAUUAUGCAGAUUUGUAAAUGUUGCUGUCAAAUAGAUCUUUUCAUAUAUUUGAUAUUUCAAUUUGUUAUGCUUUCACUACACUUGUAGACAAGUCCUAUUGAAUCUUCUAUAUCCAAACCUCUAGUGCUAUUGAAGCACAAUAGUGCUAUUGUUUUCUAACGAAUUCAAAUUCUUCUCAUGGUUAAACUUAAAAUUUUGUGAUUGUAAACAUGGUAAAUGAAAUGAAUGGAGUUUAUGUCCUAUUGUAAACAUGGUAAAGAGGUUCUCUAAAAUUUGUAUGCAUCGUGGACACUGAUAUCAUCGAUUUGCACCAUACAAUUUUUCAAUAAGAUGCCUGGGCAACAUAAAAGUGACGUCAUCAUACACUUUGUUUUAGUGGAGUCUAAUUAAAAAUUGGAAUGGUCCAAAUUGAUGCUAUUAGUGUCCACUUAAAAAAUUUAGAAAAUCUCUUUACAAUUCCUUUAAACUUAUUCUGCAUUUAAGUUAGGUGUUGACUCCUAACAUCAUCAAGAUGUAUUUAUGAACUAUAUACUUGAUAUCAGAAGACUUUUAAAUCUAUGUUUAAUUUUGCUAAAAAAAAUCCAAAAAUGUCUAUGUCAUACAUGUAUAAGUUAUAUUUGGUUAUAUUGUCCAGUAUAAGCUUUUUCAUUGUAAAUAAUAGUUUGUUAAUUGUAAAAUACAUGAAGAAUUU
Messenger RNA from Lottia gigantea (owl limpet), 2399 nucleotides. RefSeq lists its product as hypothetical. The record is from RefSeq and is a predicted model, not a curated record. The transcript has 5 exons. The coding region runs from base 1 to 540 and encodes 179 amino acids. Lineage: Eukaryota; Metazoa; Mollusca; Gastropoda; Lottiidae.